AUGUAUUUAUCGACCAAAGGCCGGACUCGUUUCAAGUGGACCAGUCCAGAGUGGUCGCCAGUCAGGCACGACGAUUUCAAAGUGCGGGGAAACGUCGACAACAAAGAGUCGGCUCGACAAGAGGCAGUUUAUGCGCGAAGUCUGGUAGGAUGGAUGUCGACUUCCUCGACUCCUUCAACAGAAGGCCGGAGGACGGUCUCACCGGCGACCAUGACACCUGCGGAACCCGAACAAGAAAGACAGCAAGACCAAGAUGAACAGAUCGGCUGUACCAUCCAUUCAGCUCUUUUCCAUCUUCGAAUUCUCGAACGGUCAUGUACAUGGUCGAUUACCAUAUUCGUGUCCGGGGCCCUCACAAGGCUGGCCAUUUCGACGAAUUCAUGGGAUACAACACACAAUUGGACCUAUGUUAGCCUAUUGCGGUUGCGACAGCGUGUCGCUUUGGAAACGCCAGAAUCUCAAGAGGCCAUCAUCUUCACAAUUGGAAGAAUGAUAAGUAUUGCUUACAUGUCGAGCGAGCCUGCAGCGCUGGUCACACACUUGGAGGCCUUUCGCACAAUCGCGGAACGUUGGAAAGCUGUACAUGAUUAUAGGAUAGGCUAUGACUACCUACGGGCCACCAGCGCCUUUGGAUCGAUGGACGCUACACAAUCCUGUCACCAGCGCCCUUUAGGGCGUCCACACCGACCGUCACCACCUAUCCUUUCUGACCCGGCUCUCGCUCCAGAACUGGCCACCUCGCUGGAAUUGCUGACUGAAGUUCUCAUUCAGCGAUGGACCUCGAGAAGGCCGCCUAUCCAGCGACAGACUCCUGCGUCUGAUCUCGUCGAAUGCUGCCGUCAAUUCGGUGAGAUCCUCGUCUCUCAAGACCUAACACCUACACAAUCACAGCUCUGCAUGGGCCUCCUUCCCUCAGACCUAUCCCGUCCCAUCCCAUUCCAUUUGAUAUAUGUUUCCCAAUUUGGUCCUAUUUUACAUCUCUCCACACUGGGCAAUCCUCACAUCCAACACGGGCUUCUCCCCCUGCCCUCUCCCUCCGGGCCCCGCCGUCCUCGUAUUCUCAAUCAUGCGCACGACUCCCAUACUCUCUGCAUCUGCGACCUGGCCAAAAACCACGUGUUUACCGUCUAA
Molecule: messenger RNA, 1131 nt
Organism: Rhinocladiella mackenziei CBS 650.93
Lineage: Eukaryota; Fungi; Ascomycota; Eurotiomycetes; Chaetothyriales; Herpotrichiellaceae
Exons: 5
Coding region: 1-1131 (376 amino acids)
Source: RefSeq, a predicted model, not a curated record